This is a messenger RNA of Acaulospora morrowiae, 513 nucleotides long. NCBI's taxonomy places the organism in Eukaryota, Fungi, Glomeromycota, Glomeromycetes, Diversisporales, Acaulosporaceae. The record is from the annotation of a GenBank genome assembly.
AUGGCAAUCGUAAUCAAGAUGGAACAGUCGUGCGCACUGGAAGACAAAACUGUUAGACUUUACAACUUACUUGUAGCAUGCUGGCAGCCGACGAUCCCACACCGAUGCAACAUCCUAGGAAAGUUGAUGAUGCGGAGACUGAAUACCGUCGCUAGAUUAAGGAUGAAUGACAUCGUCCUGAUCGAUAGGAUUGCUUGUGUAGUCGCUAACGUCACUGGGAUUGGCCAAAUCAAAAGAAAUGUGAAUCCAGAGAUAUCACGUGAUGCGGAGACGGAAAUUGUGGAAGACGAUAAUAAGUUAAUGAAAGUAAAACUGGCGAAAGAACAGCAACCAACCAACAGUAGUACCAAUCUAGCCGGCGAAACUCAACCAUCCAAUACUCCACCACCAGUAACGGCAAACUGUAAUGCUGAAUCUAAAAAGUCAAAAAUGAAAGAAUCACCUAGCGCAUCUCAGAAUUCAGCAACGGAUAUACAACUAGUCAUGAAGAUAGGAUGUAUGAUGGUGUUGUGG